Myotis brandtii (Brandt's bat) is the source of this 4342-nucleotide messenger RNA. RefSeq names its product PTPRF interacting protein, binding protein 1 (liprin beta 1) (gene PPFIBP1). The record is from RefSeq and is a predicted model, not a curated record. NCBI's taxonomy places the organism in Eukaryota, Metazoa, Chordata, Mammalia, Chiroptera, Vespertilionidae. Gene Ontology annotation, biological process: neuromuscular junction development. Bases 351 to 3332 code for a protein of 993 amino acids. Gene Ontology annotation, cellular component: presynaptic active zone. The transcript is spliced from 29 exons. Gene Ontology annotation, molecular function: protein binding.
GGAGGGGGAGGUACCUGGGCCCGGGAGUGAUGUCAGCUCCCAGCUCGGUGUCUGCCCGGAUUCCUGACAUGGUGUAGGGCCCGGAGGGUGGGGACGGCGGGAGCGGGACGGGACCGGACUCGGGUUUGCUGGCCCGUGGCGGGGCCAGAGUGCUGGGGCUUUGAACUCCGGGGGAAGGUGAUCCAGAACUUUUGGAACUAGUGCCGGCGGCGCCCACCCCCAGUAUUAAAGAACUUUAUGGAUCAGCCUGCUAAUAAGUACGAGCAAGAUUUGAAGAGCUGAAGGAGAAAUCAGUGCUAAACCUUCCUUUUUAAUAUCUAGGUUGGAAUUUGCCCUUCACAAAUAACAAAAUGAUGAGUGAUGCAAGUGACAUGUUGGCUGCGGCGCUGGAGCAGAUGGAUGGUAUUAUAGCAGGUUCUAAGGCCCUGGAAUAUUCCAAUGGGAUUUUUGAUUGCCAGUCCCCCACCUCCCCGUUCAUGGGAAGCUUGCGAGCCCUGCACCUGGUGGAAGACCUGCGUGGACUGUUAGAGAUGAUGGAAACAGAUGAGAAGGAAGGCCUGAGAUGUCAGAUCCCAGAUUCAACUGCAGAAACGCUCAUCGAAUGGCUUCAGAGUCAAAUGACAAAUGGACACCUACCCGGGAACGGAGAUGUGUACCAAGAAAGGCUGGCACGGUUGGAAAAUGAUAAAGAAUCCCUCGUCCUUCAGGUAAGUGUGUUGACAGACCAGGUGGAGGCGCAGGGGGAGAAGAUUCGAGAUUUGGAGUUUUGUCUUGAAGAGCACAGAGAGAAGUUGAACGCCACAGAGGAAAUGCUGCAGCAGGAGCUUCUGAGUAGGACAUCCUUGGAAACUCAGAAGCUGGAUCUGAUGGCUGAGAUAUCUAACUUGAAGUUAAAGCUGACGGCUGUCGAGAAAGACAGAUUGGAUUAUGAAGACAGGUUCAGAGACACAGAGGGGCUGAUGCAGGAGAUCAGUGACUUGAGGUUAAGAAUCAGUGAAAUGGACAGUGAAAGGCUUCAGUAUGAAAAAAAGCUGAAAUCAACCAAAUCCUUAAUGGCCAAAGUUUCUAGCAUGAAAAUCAAGGUGGGUCAGAUGCAGUAUGAAAAGCAGCGGAUGGAACAAAAAUGGGAGUCGCUGAAGUUUGAUGUUGUGAUAUUUUCAGAUAUUGAAGUACAAAAAAUGAAAAAGGCUGUGGAGUCUUUGAUGGCAGCAAAUGAAGAAAAGGACCGGAAAAUAGAAGAUCUUCGACAAUGCCUGAACAGGUACAAGAAAAUGCAAGAUACGGUGUUACUGGCCCAAGGUAAAAAAGGCCAGGAGGGUGACUAUGAUGACCUGCCCACUUCCAGUUCCAUCUCCACUUUUCUGGACGCACAGGGUUUUGGGGAACUGGAGAAAGGUCUGUCAUCCACGCCAGUGAUGGGGUCUCCCAGUUGUGACCCACUGAACACAAGUGUUCCGGAAGAGUUCCACACCAGCAUCUUGCAGGUUUCAACCCCUUCAUUAUUACCAACAUCUAAAGGCUUGGAAACGCCUGAGAAAGCAAAAUUGCCUCUUAAGUCCGAGACUUCAUUUGAGAAUGAUGGAAAAAGAACCCUUGGCGCUGCUGUUGAAACCCAAAUGUCUGACAGUCUUUCAACUUCAAGUCUGCAGAAGUCUAGCAGCCUGGGCAAUCUGAAGAAAGAGUCAUCAGAUGGGGAAAAGGAGUCUAUUCAGAAGCCUCCAGAGGAUAAAGCUCCGGUAGAAAGCAGCCCGUUUGGGACCCUCCCACCCAAAGCCCCAGGGCACGAUGCCUGCUUGGAUGACAACCCCUUUGGCACCCGAAAAGGCAGAUCUUCCUUUGGUCGUGGCUUCUUUAAAAUAAAAAGUAAUAAGAGGACAGCAAGUGCGCCGAACUUGGAUCGUAAACGAAGUGCCAGUGCACCCACCUUAGCUGAAACAGAAAAGGAGACAGCCGAGCACCUAGACCUGGCUGGUGUAUCUCCUCGGCCAAAAGGUUCACAGGGGAGCAGCCCCUUCCAGAUGUCCCCAUCAUCUCCAGAUUCCAAAAAGAAAUCCCGAGGCAUCAUGAAACUCUUCGGAAAACUUAGGAGAAGUCAGUCAACUACAUUCAACCCAGAUGACAUGUCUGAAACUGAAUUCAAACGAGGAGGGACGAGGGCAACUGCUGGGCCCCGAUUGGGUUGGUCUCGAGAUUUGGGACAAUCUAAUAGUGACUUGGAUAUGCCAUUUGCCAAAUGGACCAAGGAGCAGGUUUGCAAUUGGCUUGUGGAACAGGGCUUGGGGUCCUACCUGAAUUCUGGCAAGCACUGGAUUGCAUCUGGCCAAACACUUUUGCAGGCUUCUCAACAAGAUCUAGAGAAGGAACUUGGAAUCAAGCAUUCACUUCAUCGAAAGAAACUCCAGCUGGCAUUGCAAGCUCUGGGAUCUGAAGAGGAAACCAAUCACGGAAAGCUGGAUUUCAACUGGGUCACUAGAUGGUUGGAUGACAUUGGCCUCCCCCAGUACAAGACCCAGUUUGAUGAAGGCCGGGUAGAUGGUCGAAUGCUCCAUUACAUGACUAUCGAUGACUUGCUGUCUUUGAAGGUCGUGAGUGUGCUGCACCAUCUCAGCAUCAAAAGGGCCAUCCAGGUCCUGAGGAUCAACAACUUUGAACCCAACUGUCUACGGAGGCGGCCAUCUGAUGAGAAUAGCAUCACCCCGUCAGAGGUGCAGCAGUGGACCAACCACCGGGUGAUGGAGUGGCUGCGUUCCGUGGACUUGGCAGAAUAUGCCCCCAAUCUCAGGGGCAGUGGUGUCCAUGGUGGGCUCAUGGUUCUAGAACCCCGUUUUAAUGUAGAAACAAUGGCUCAGCUGCUGAACAUCCCGCCAAGUAAGACCCUGUUGAGAAGACAUUUGGCCACUCACUUCAACCUUCUGAUUGGUGUUGAAGCCCAACACCAGAAGCGUGAUGCCAUGGAGUUACCAGAUUAUGUACUUUUAACAGCCACUGCCAAAGUGAAGCCAAGGAAGCUCACCUUCAGCAAUUUUGGGAAUCUGAGAAAGAAGAAACAGGAAGAUGGGGAAGAAUAUGUUUGUCCAAUGGAAUUGGGACAGGUCUCAGGAAGUGUGUCUAAGAAAGGACCUAAAGCUGGCCUGGAGAUGCGCCUGUAUGACGAGGAUGAUUUGGACCGGUUAGAGCAGAUGGAGGAUUCCGAAGGGACAGUGAGGCAGAUAGGUGUGUUCUCUGAAGGCAUCAACAACCUCACGCACAUGUUAAAGGAAGAUGACAUGUUUAAAGAUUUCGCUGCCCGGUCCCCCAGCGCCAGCAUUACUGACGAAGACUCAAACGUUUGAUCGUAGCGCCUGGACGAGCAUGAGGAGCCCUUGGUCCCUUUCCACGUUAUUUCUACACUCCCAGUAUAUCCAGCAAGUAGCGGGUUGUAUAUUGUUUAUCAAUCAACUUCUGCUCAUUUAGAAGUGGAAAUGGAAAGCCGGGGAUCUGUGCCUAUUUUAAAGCUGCCGCGGAAAGUGAGACACUGGUGAAUGAGAGUAUAAUUGUUUUUCCUCUAUUUAAUGUAAAAAUCUGUGAUAUAUUAUAUUUAAAGUGUUGCAUUUACCAUGAGAGGACUUUACCAUAGUGUUUCCGGUCAUGUUCACGGUAUGGAGGACUUGGGAGAGCGGGAGCUCACAGGUGGCUGAUUCUGUCAGGUCGGUGUAGCCACUGAAGCAGAACACGUGCUUUUAAAAUCAGGAUGUGGAAUCUCUCUAAGAUCCAGCGUGCCCACUAAAUGCCAGCCACACCUCCACUUGCACCCUAGUGUCCUAUUUUUAUAUAUUUUUCUAAAUAUAUGUAUAUAUUUAGUACACAGAACAUAGAACUUUUAUUUUGUGACAUACCUAAGGAAGAUGGUAAAAAAAAAAAAAAAAGAUCACAUUGAAAAAAAUACGGUGAUCAAAUGUUUCAUGUGCCAGCUGGUUCUUGGACGGGUCAGGAUCAUCUUUCUUUCUCCACAACUGAAUUUUAAUGAUGUUGAUCACUCGGACUAAAUUAGUGUAUGUGAAAUAACUCUUCUUCGAUGACACAUGACAGAAUUGUUGGUUUUUUAAGAAUUUCGGCCUUUAAUCUUGGAUUCUUUUAAACUCAUAAGGAAGAACUUGAGGGACAUUUGCAUUCUAUUAACUUGAACGCAUUCAGAAGCUUCCCCAAAUUUUGUAGAAAUGAUUUCUGAAGAAACCAAAACAAAAACCUUUACAGUAUUAAGCUUCUUAUUUUCCUCUUUGCUAAAUAGACCAUUGUCUCAAAAUACCAGCAGCCUGACUAAUGUACAUUUCUCAGACUACCCAUGAAUGGAAGGAAUCCUUUU